AUGUCUGAUAACAUCCAAGUUGUCGUCCGAUGUCGAGCCAGAAACGACAAAGAGGUUGCUGCACGCUCUCCUGCCAUCCUAGAACUUCCAGACCCCGUCUAUGCGGGCGGCUCAUCGUAUAUUCACGUCAAUCUAAACUCAGACUCAAACAGUCAUAACUCUGCAUACUCCCAUGGUUCAACCUCUCAAAAGGGUCAAAAACGUUUUAAAGUUGAUCAAGUAUACGGCCCUGGUGCGGAUCAGGCGCUUCUUUUCGAAAACGUUGCAGCGCCGCUCUUUCUAGAUUUUGUGCAAGGGUCCAACGUCACCAUUUUGGCAUAUGGCCAGACGGGACUGGGAAAAACGCAUACCAUGUGUGGAGAUUUUUAUGGGGAUGGCUCUGGAAUUAUUCCGCGAGUGCUAUCACGACUUUUUGCCGAGUUGGUGGGAAGUGAUUACAUGGUCAAAAUGUCAUGUAUAGAAUUGUACAAAGAAGAAUUGCGAGACCUUAUUGACGACGAUUUGAGUCUUGCUUCUGUACGUGCGAAGCUUCGAUUGGUGCCUGAUCUGGGUAGAGACUCUGCUGCUGCUGCACCACCCAAGAUUCAAAACUUAUGCGAGUUGCCUAUAGAUACCGCGGAUAUGGCACUUCGAGUCGUAGAGAGAUGCUUGGGGAAGCGUCGUGUAGGCGCGACAAAACUUAAUGACUUCUCCUCUCGAUCUCACACUAUUCUCUCCAUCAACUUGUACAAAGAGGUGGCCUCUUCUUCGGGUAAUCCUCAGUAUCGUGUGUCGCGGAUGAACCUUGUAGACUUGGCUGGCUCCGAGGAUAUUAACAAAUCUGGUGCUGUCAACGAGCGGGCUCGUGAGGCGGGCUCCAUUAAUCAAAGCUUGUUAGCCCUUGGAAAGGUGAUCAAUUGUCUCAGUGAAGGCAAAGAUCCAAAGCAUGUGCCCUAUAGAGAGAGCAAGCUUACUAGGCUUCUACAGGGUCUGUUAGGAGGCAAGACCAAAACUGCUCUAAUUGCCACUGUCUCCCCUGCCCAGAUCAAUAUUUCAGAGACCUUAAGCACUUUGAACUAUGCGCUGAAGGCCAAAAAUAUCAAGAAUAUCCCACAAAGCAUUCAUGAUAGUGAGACUAUGCUCAAGCGUGUUCUUGUGAGCGAUUUGUCUGCUCAAGUCGCAAGACUCACGCGAGAUAUGCUAGCGUCCAAAGACAAGGAAGAUUUUGUCAAAAUCAGUCAAGAAAACUACACGGAGUAUACCUCGAAUGUUAAUCACUUGCAAUCCCAUCUAGAAGAGAAGAAAACCCGUGUAUCAUCGCUUGAACUGGCACUAGACACAAAGAAUGCUGAGAUUGGUUCCCUCAAAAGUCAACUUGCAAAUGUUGAGCGGAGAAUCGUUGAUUUUACAGCCGAAAUGGCCACAAAAGAUAAAGAAAUUAUGCGGCUCAAUCAGAACUUUUUCAAAUUGCAAGAGAAGCAUCUGCGUCAAAACCAAAAGUUGGGUCAAAUUAUGGAGAACAACAUCGCUGACAUCAACCAGAACUUGAAAAACAUGAUCACAGGUAUCGCAAGUAAUCGUGACAAGAUUUCCCACAGUUUAGAAUCUUCGAAGCGCAAGCUAAUCGAUGAUUUGAUCUCGAGUCAAACAAAAUUAGCGCAAGGUAUCGAAGAGCUUCAGAAGGUGCUUGAUAUUCGUGAUUUUACAAAUUCUGUGGUUGAAAACAAUUUUGAUGUGUCCUUGUUCCGUCAAGAAUUUGACAAAUACGAUGUUGCUAGUGAGUUCCAUCACUUAGGCUCAGCACAAGGGAAACUCAGGCAAGACACUGGCGAGUUGCUUCGAGCAGAAGCACACCAGCCACUCGUGGAUGAAUUUGUAAGGCAAAGUCAUGAUGAGGCAAAUAUAGCAAAGCAGAGACUACUUUCCGAAAUCACGGGAACAAUAGACACAAUGUUCAGCGCACACCAAGGCAAGCUCGAGCGGGCUCUCGGGCAGAUAGCGCUGAAUGUUCUCAGCAGCACGGAAGAUAAACUCGUGACCAAAUUCGAUGAGUUCGAUCGUGAAACACGGAUUGUCACAGGGAAAAUUGAGGACAAAACUGCACAUCUCAAACGUAACAUCUCGGCACUUGAGGAAGGAUUUGAUACCAACAAGGCCAUAGUCAGAGAUCAAAUUGUCACGAUGGUCGAGCAAAGACUCAGCAAGGGUGUCACCGCGUUGACUGGGACUGCUCUUUCCGAAACAGACGGUGCGGAGAACGGUAUUCUACAAACUUUUGAGCGACUCUCUCACGAAAUCAGUCACUCGGGCGAAAGCUUUCAAGGAAAUAUCGUUGCUGCCUCUGCUGAUCUCUCAAAUUUUGCGCAAACAUUAUCGACCAUAAGUCCAGGACAAGCAUCGCCGGAGCGGCCCGGCCACUUGGCUGUGAGACUGGUGAAUACGUUGGGUAGUCCCAAGGAAAAGAAACGGAAGUUUUCGCCAAUGAAGGUAGAAGAAAAGCUUCAGCACAGUCGAAUUCCGCAAUUGAGUCCUGUAAUCAAGAGAUAG
This is a messenger RNA of Australozyma saopauloensis, 2526 nucleotides long. RefSeq names its product Kip1p (gene KIP1). Gene Ontology annotation, cellular component: mitotic spindle; spindle microtubule; nucleus. Gene Ontology annotation, biological process: microtubule-based movement; initial mitotic spindle pole body separation; mitotic spindle assembly. NCBI's taxonomy places the organism in Eukaryota, Fungi, Ascomycota, Pichiomycetes, Serinales, Metschnikowiaceae. The transcript has a single exon. The record is from RefSeq and is a predicted model, not a curated record. The coding region runs from base 1 to 2526 and encodes 841 amino acids. Gene Ontology annotation, molecular function: microtubule binding; plus-end-directed microtubule motor activity; ATP binding.